Molecule: messenger RNA, 615 nt
Organism: Anopheles coustani
Lineage: Eukaryota; Metazoa; Arthropoda; Insecta; Diptera; Culicidae
Exons: 1
Source: RefSeq, a predicted model, not a curated record
AUGAUCCUGGGAGCGGAACUAUUCGCUGAGUUGCUACAUACAGGGAAAAUCCAGCUAGGUGAGAACCAACCAACAUUAAUCAAUUCCGUCUUUGGUUGGAUCGUCAGCGGCAAGGUCGACCCAUCACCACCAGUCCAAGCCAACAACGCAGUCGUCUUGACCAGCAUCGAAACGCUAAUGGAGAGGUUCUUCGCGAUUGAGGAUGCAGACACCAACAACAACUUGACCAUCGAGGAAACAGCGUGUGAGAACUUCUACAGAGAGACGACAACACGCCACGACGAUGGGAAGUUUGUGGUUCGCUUGCCACAAAAGGCCGACAUGAUAAAUUCACUGGGUGAGUCAAAAUCAAUGGCAACUAAACGUUUGUUAGCAAUUGAAAAACGAUUGGAUAAAGAACCUGGUACUCGUGAGGCAUAUACCGCAUUCAUGAAGGAGUACGAAGAGCUGGGACACAUGAGUGUUGUAUCAAAGGAAGGUGAUGGGCACAGCACCGCGUAUUAUAUGCCACAUCAUCCAGUGUUUAAGGCAGAUAGCAGCACCACCAAGUGUCGUGUGGUUUUCGACGCUUCAGCCAAAUCAUCAAGCGGUAUAUCACUGAAUGACACACUCAUG